This is a messenger RNA of Penicillium malachiteum, 1014 nucleotides long. Its product is annotated as non-structural maintenance of chromosomes element 1 family protein. The transcript is spliced from 3 exons. The coding region runs from base 1 to 1014 and encodes 337 amino acids. Gene Ontology annotation, molecular function: ubiquitin-protein transferase activity. The record is from RefSeq and is a predicted model, not a curated record. Gene Ontology annotation, biological process: DNA damage tolerance; double-strand break repair via homologous recombination. Gene Ontology annotation, cellular component: nucleus; Smc5-Smc6 complex. NCBI's taxonomy places the organism in Eukaryota, Fungi, Ascomycota, Eurotiomycetes, Eurotiales, Aspergillaceae.
AUGACUUCCUACGAUGACCGCAACCGAGCCUUCCUGCAGGCCUUCAUGGGAAGUUCGUCCAUGACAUUUGAAGAGGCCCAGCCAGUUCUUGCGGCAAUCCUGUCUGCACAUGAUGGAAGAGACGUUAGCGUUGACGACAUCACUGAAGAACACCUCUCGUCAUACAUCUCUGCGGCCAAUACCGCAGUCUCUCCCUUCGACCUCGAAAUCAGAAGCUCCUUCCACCAGACAUCAAGACAGUCCGACCAAGAAAACACAAAUCCCCAGCCCACUAGAGUCUACGCCCUUGUAAAUACAACUAGUGACCCUCUCACCCAAUUGGCGACAACAUACUCCGCAGAUGAGAUCGCCUUUCUUAAACGCGUCCUCGACUACAUGUUCGUGACGAACAAUACACGAAUAUGUGAAGGAAUGCUUAUCUCAUCCAUACAAGCCAUCAAUAUUCGCUCUGCAGCGGAAGCGAAUCGUCGACGAUCCACAAACGCUGGAACGCAGGGUGGUGCAGCACAGUCUUUGACAAUGACACAAGCUGAAAGUAUGAUGAAGCGUCUGGUCGAAGAAGGAUGGUUGGAAAGAAGCAGGAAAGAUAAUUUCAGUCUAAGCCCUAGGGCACUGAUGGAACUACGUGGCUGGUUGGUCGCGGAAUAUAAUGAAGAUCCUACAAGCAGAGGGAACCGUAUCAAGUUUUGUGCUGCGUGCAAGGAUAUCAUCACUGUGGGACAACGCUGCGGUGAUCGUGAAUGCCCAGGUCGGCUACAUGCGCAUUGUCUGCGGAACUUCUUCCGGAUCCACAGGGCAGAAAAGUGUCCUACUUGCAAGGCAGAUUGGCCUGGCGAUGUGUUUGUUGGGGAAAGGGCUGUACUUGCGGCGAGCAGUCGGCGAGAGACUACCAAUGAGCCGCGACGUGCGGCUCCUCCUUCCAGUGCAAUGGAUAGGGAUGUGAGUAUUGACGCAGGGCCAGUAAGUUCUGAUGGGGGAAGUGAGAGCGCAGAGGAAGAGGAAGAGGAGGAGUGA